Molecule: messenger RNA, 1086 nt
Organism: Adineta ricciae
Lineage: Eukaryota; Metazoa; Rotifera; Eurotatoria; Adinetida; Adinetidae
Source: the annotation of a GenBank genome assembly
AUGAAACAAGAAAUUACUGUUGCUCUUGAUCUCUUAUGUUCUUAUAUAGAACAGUUCGGUUCAAUAAAAGUCGAAAGUAUUAAACAGUUUCGUGAUGAAUUAGAAAAAAUGUUGACUAAACGGUAUGAAGGACAUUGGUAUCCUGACAAUCCGAACAAAGGACAGGCAUAUCGUUCGCUUGAAUUCAAUGCCGAAAACGAUUAUUGUGAUCUUAUUGUUGUUAAAGUAUGCCAACAAUUGGGCUUUUCAUCGAAAUUACUUGGCAUUCGACACCAAUUAACAUUAUGGAUUGAUCCAUAUGAAGUAUCAAUCAGAUUGGGCAAUCCAGCUCAUCCAAAGGAGAAUCAACAAUUAAUUGUUGCCCGUUUCGACAAAGAAGGAAAUGAACUGAUGCGUAACGAUCUCGAAGGAUUAUUUUCUCAAACUCGUACACCCAUUCUCAAUACAUCCCGAUCAUCACCAACAAAUAUUUCUCCUUGCGAAUCAACCAAUUGUUCAGGCUCGUCAACGCCACAACGUACAUCAUCACCAUUCCCAGCUCUUCAGCCGUCGAUGUAUCAUAACGGACCACUCUUUACACCGCCUCGAGCUUUGUCACCGAAAGCUCCAGUAUUUCACAUGUCCUCAUCAUCUCCAAUUAACGUUCCAACUAAGCCACAUCCGUUAGAAAACAGCAUUAACAAUAGCGAUGAAGGUUCAUUCAAUGAAGAAAGUCAUGCUCAACCAGACCGCUCGGAUACUCCUCAAUCCAUGCAUAGCACAACAUCGAAUGAAUCCACAGACAGUGGCUAUUGUGGUUAUGUCGAAAGUUAUCCAUACUAUUACAAACUCAAUCGUUUACAGAGAGCAUUAGAUAUGCAAAAACUUUCUGUUAAUACACGUCAACCAAAUAAAAGCUCCCAUCAUCGUCGUAUGACACAACACAUGUAUCAACAGAUACAACACAAUCACAUUCCAGCACUUUCGUCUGCCUCACCACCGACACCAACUCCAUUGAAUAUUGAUCAAUUAACCUCCUUUUAUGCCCAUCAAGCAUUCCUUCCAAUAUCGACACCUGCUACUGGUAAUCGUAAAUCUAAAUAUUAG